UUUCCUGUUGCAGGUGAGACAGGCUCAGGUAAAACCACGCAGAUACCGCAGUACCUGUAUGAGGCCGGCAUCGGCCGGCAGGGCAUCAUCGGCAUCACUCAGCCGCGCCGCGUCGCCGCCGUAUCACUGGCAGCACGAGUGGCCGAAGAGAAGAAGGUCCAGCUGGGAAAACUGGUGGGCUACACGGUGCGCUUUGAGGACGUCACGUCGUCGGAGACCAAGCUGAAGUUCAUGACGGAUGGGAUGUUGCUGCGGGAGGCGAUAGGCGAUCCGUUACUACUGCGCUACACCGUGGUGAUCCUGGACGAGGCUCACGAGCGCACCGUUCACACAGACGUGCUGUUCGGCGUGGUGAAGGCCGCUCAACGCAAGCGCAAUGAACAGAACAAAAUACCUCUGAAGGUUGUUGUGAUGUCUGCCACCAUGGAUGUGGAUCUGUUCUCUCAGUACUUCAACAAAUCACCGGUUCUGUAUCUGGAGGGCCGACAGCAUCCCAUUCAGAUCUACUACACCAAACAGCCUCAGUCCGACUAUCUGCAGGCAGCGCUCGUCUCCAUAUUUCAGAUUCACCAGGAAGCUCCAGCGUCGCAUGAUAUCCUGGUGUUCAUGACGGGUCAGGAGGAGAUUGAAGUGCUGGCUCGCACCUGUCGGGACAUUUCCAAACACCUGCCGGAGAGCUGCGGGCCGAUGACGGUGGUGCCGCUCUACGCCUCGCUGCCGCCGGCUCAGCAGCUGCGGGUGUUUCAGCCCGCGCCCAAGGGAUCCAGGAAGGUGGUUCUCUCCACAAACAUCGCGGAAACCUCCAUCACCAUCUCCGGCAUCAAAUACGUGAUCGACACGGGGAUGGUGAAAGCCAAGCGCUACAAUCCAGACAGCGGUCUGGAGGUGUUAGCGGUCCAGCGCGUGUCUAAAGCUCAGGCGUGGCAGCGCUCCGGUCGAGCCGGGAGAGAAGACGCCGGCUCAUGUUACCGUCUCUACACUGAAGAGGAGUUUGACAACCUCGCCAACAUGACCGUACCCGAGAUACAGAGGUGUAAUCUGGCCAGUGUUAUUCUGCAGCUGCUCGCUCUGGGCGUUCCUGAUGUCCUCAACUUUGACUUUAUGUCCAAACCGUCCCCUGAGUCGCUGCGGACGGCUGUGGAGCAGCUGUGUAUCCUCGGCGCUGUCGAUAGAAAAGACGAUCAGGUGUCUUUAACGCCGCUGGGCAAGAAAAUGGCCUGCUUCCCUCUAGAGCCUCGCUUCUCCAAAACUCUGCUGAUCUCUCCUGAUUUCUCCUGCGCUGAGGAGGUUCUGACCAUCAUCUCGCUCCUCUCCGUCGACUCGGUCCUCUACAAUCCUCCCGCGCGCAGAGACGACGUCCUCGCCGUCCGCAAGAAGUUCAUCUCCAGCGAGGGCGACCACAUGACGCUCCUCAACAUCUACAGGGCCUUUAAGAAAGUCAGCGGAAACAAGGACUGGUGUCGAGAGAACUUUGUGAACAGCAGGAAUAUGGGGCUGGUGUUGGAGGUUCGAGCUCAGCUCAGAGACAUCUGCAUCAAGUGAACAUGAAGC
This is a messenger RNA of Sinocyclocheilus grahami, 1551 nucleotides long. It is a transcript of the gene dhx33, whose product is annotated as DEAH (Asp-Glu-Ala-His) box polypeptide 33. Gene Ontology annotation, cellular component: intracellular anatomical structure; nucleolus. Gene Ontology annotation, molecular function: helicase activity; double-stranded RNA binding. Lineage: Eukaryota; Metazoa; Chordata; Actinopteri; Cypriniformes; Cyprinidae. The record is from RefSeq and is a predicted model, not a curated record. Gene Ontology annotation, biological process: positive regulation of transcription by RNA polymerase I. The annotation marks the transcript as partial. The transcript is spliced from 11 exons.